Messenger RNA from Pollicipes pollicipes, 2766 nucleotides. Its product is annotated as tetratricopeptide repeat protein 27. The record is from RefSeq and is a predicted model, not a curated record. Gene Ontology annotation, molecular function: protein binding. NCBI's taxonomy places the organism in Eukaryota, Metazoa, Arthropoda, Thecostraca, Pollicipedomorpha, Pollicipedidae. The transcript has 19 exons. The coding region runs from base 111 to 2588 and encodes 825 amino acids.
CCCAAUCCAAGACAAGACGAAGCUCAAGCUUGGACUCAAAUCACGGCAUCUGGCGCAACUGAAGAGAUACUUUAGAUGCCUGUAUACAUUUGAGUACAAAGCCUUGGUUGAUGGCAGUAAUGCAUUUGGAGAAAGAAAAAGAACUUGUGUCCCUGAGGCACUGCAAGCAGUCUGAUAACAGACUGGAACUGGAUGACACACCUCUGCAUCACAUUCUCCAAGGACAUUUCAAAGAUGUCUUGAAUUUAGAAGACAUCAGAAGGGUGCUCAGCCUAGAUGCAACAGAGUUGUGGAAGUCGUGGGACCUGGAGGCCAUUGCAGCCCAUGUAUCUGCCUCACUGAAUAGUGCCAGCAGUGAUUCAGGGGAGCUGCUGCUGCUGGGGGCCGUGGCGGCGCUGUGCCUGUUCGCCCAGGCCAACUGGACAGGCCCGGAGCUGGACUGGGCGGACGUGCUGCCCGUCACGGGCUCGGAGCAGGAGCGGGCCAGGUGUCUGGCUUGUCUUGCUGUGGACGGGAGCGAGUGUUACCAGCUGAUGCGGUGCCCGGAGGCGCUCGGUAUCGCGCGGGUCGUCUUCGAGGGCUGUCAGAAUCAUCUCAGCUCAUUCCCGUCUUUCCCGCUGUGGAGGAUCCGCUACGGAUUCCUGCACCAGCAGGUACUAGACGAGGCGUCGCCCCACCUCUUCGACCUCUUCCUCAAGGACAUCCGACUGUCUGAGAACACGCUCCGCCUGCUGGAGAGCUCGACACAGGUGGCCGUCGAGCACCAUCUGACGGUAGCCGGCGUGUACAGCUACCACCACCACGUGACGGAGGCGGCGCAGCAUCUGGCCACCGCCCAGCGCCGACUCGGCAUCAGUCUGGAGCUGGUCGGAGCGCUGGGUCGGCGGACGUACUUCCAGGAGGCGCGGCCGCAGCUGGCACUGCGGGUGGCCGAGGACGGCCUGUCGCCCGCCGGCGACAGCCCGCUCCCGGCGCCGGAGGACCCGCCGGGCUGCGCCGAGCUGCCUCGUGACCUGCGGCUCGGCGACGACACGCGUCGCGAGCGUGUGCAGUACGAGGACGCGGCGCUGGAGGCGGCCGCCUCGCCGCUCCGACAGGCAGUCAUUCUCAGCAAGUUUUUCCAGGAGCAGCGGGCGCAGGGCCGAGACGCGAUCCGGGACGAGCAGCUGCUGGUGCUGCUGGCGGCGGUGACGCGGCAGCCGCACCUCUGGGCCGUCCAGCUGUCGGCCCUGCUGCAGCGCAGUCGGCUUGAGUCUGGCGAGCGGCGCACCGUGGAGCGGGCCAUGACACAGACGCAGACGCUGGUGGACGCCGUGACGGAGGCGGCGCCGUCGGCCGUCCACCGGCUGCAGCUGUUCUUCUGCAGUCUCGUGCCUACCCGCUGGGAGAUGGAGGGCGAGCUGGCCGCCCGCUACCUGGCCUUGGGCGUGACCAAAGCGGCGCUGGAGGUGUACGAGCGGCUCCAGCUCUGGGAGGAGGCCAUCAAGUGCUACCACUUGCUGCAGCAGCGCCAGAGGGCGGAGGAGGUGAUCCGCCAGCGUAUCGAGCUGAGCGGAGAGACGCCCAAGCUGCUCUGCCUGCUGGGUGACGCUACUGAUGACGUCACAUGCUACCAGCGCGCCUGGGAGAUGUCUGGCCAUCAGUCGGUGCGCGCGCUCCGCUCCGAGGGCUUGCACUACUACCACCGCAAACAGUACUCGCGCUGCAUACCGUUUCUGCUGAGAGCCGUGGAGAUGAACAGCCUCCAGUUUGACGUCUGGUCUCGCCUGGCGUAUGCUGCGCUCGAGACCGAAGAUUGGAAGACGUGUGCGCGGGCCUACCGACAGUGCUGCUACCUGGAGCCAGACAACUUUGAGGCGUGGAACAACAUCGCACACGCGUACAUCAAACUAGGCCAAAAGGACCGCGCUUGGAAAACACUGCAGGAGGCGCUCAAGUUCAGCUUCGACAACUGGAAAAUCUGGGAGAACUUUCUGGUCGUCAGUGUUGAUAUAGGCGAGUUUGAGGAGGCGGUGAACGCCUACGGCCGGCUGGCGGACGUACGGGAGCGUCACGUGGACGCCGAGGUGCUGCGUCUGCUGGUGGGGGCCGUUAUUGGGGACACGGUCGACCGGCACGGCUUGGGCGCUGGCCGCCUGCGCCGCCGCGUGGCCGCGCUCUUCGGCCGCCUCACGGCAGCGAUCACGACCGAUGCCGACCUCUGGAGUCUAUACGGCGACCUGUCGGCCGGCGAGCGCUCUGACGAGGCGCGCCACCGCACGAUGCAGUACUACCAGAAGGCUCACCGCUGCCUGGCGCAGCGGCCGGCCGCCGAGAAACAGCCAGAGCUGGCCAGGCAGAUGCUGCAGAUCGUCGUCAAGCUGGCUGAUGCGGCGCUAGACUGGGCCGAAGUGACCCAGCCCGGCGGUCACGUGCUCCAGACCCUGUCCUCGGUGAAGCUGGCAGCGCGCGGCACGCUGACGAAAGUCAAGGCGGCCCAGAGUGACCUGACCGGCCAGGUGACCGAGCAGCUGCGGCCGCUGCACGGCGAGGCAGAGGCUGCCCUGCAGCGCGUGCUGGACGCCAUCCAGAGCCGCCAGGGGAGCUAGUGUCGCCCGCCGCGCCGACGCCGUUGAGGAUCCGCGGACGGCGCUGUCGGCUCGCCGCGGCAGGACACGGCGGCGUGAUGCUGCUCAUGCGGCCGGACGCAUUUUUGGUCCGGAGCCACUAUAAAAAUAUUGUCAUCGCGUUGUGGUCAUUUGUAACGAAUACAAGUGAAAAUAUCUA